UCGCCAUGUGCGUAGAUGCGUAAGCGCAGCGCGUCGUACGGCGUCCGGCAGAGAGGCGGAGCUCGCGGCGCUGCGCGGACGAUGCCGCUCUGGCUGUGGGCGGCGACGCUGCUGGCGGCGGCCGGCGCCGGCGCGUGGGCCCCGCCGGCCCGCUACACCCGCCACCUGCAGCUGCUGGGCUGGCAGCUGGAGCUGCACGAAAACAGAGCCAUAAGCUCACCAUACUACAAUGAGUGUCAGUUUUAUAAAGGUAGAGUCGUAGACGAGGAGGGCUCCUCAGCGACGGUCACGGAUUGCGAUGGCCAGCUGUACGGGCUGCUGCAGGUCGGCGGCGAGGAGUUUGUGCUGCAACCGACGAGGAGUGACAAGUCGCACGUGCUGCGGCGUCGGGACGUGGAGCUGUCGGAGAAGGCUGCCGCGUACAACCUCACGGGUGACACGGUCACCGACCUUGAACUUGACUUCGGAGAGGAGGACGACCCGGUGCCGGUGCCGCAUGUCCGGCCUCGACACAGCGAGCGGUACUCUGACUCCGACGUCGAGUACUUUCGUGGAGUGCAAACAAUCAGUAGACCACUAUCAGGUGUCAAGGGAUUGUGGCUUGAAAUGGCCAUCGUGGCCGACCAUACGAUGAUAAAGUUCCACGGUAAAGAGAGAGUAACGCAUUACAUCCUAGCAUUAAUGAACAUCGUCAGUGCCAUCUUCAACGAUCCCUCUCUGAACUCGAACAUGACGCUCGUCAUCAACAAAUUGUUUCUGAUUGAGGAGAAAGAUUAUGUAAUAAAAAAUGGGAACGUGAAGAAGUCUCUGGAGGCAGUGAAUAAGUGGAACUACAAACAUUUAAUGAAGUUGCCGGCAGGCAGCACUGGCUGGGACGCAACAGUCUGGUUGACCCGGUCCCAGCUAGGCGGGCCGUCCGGCUUCGCCCCCGUGGGAGGCGUCUGCUCCAGAACCAGGUCUGCCGCCAUCGACCGGGACGAAGGCCUCACCAGCGCCUUUGUCAUAGCACAUGAACUGGCACAUCUAUUAGGGUUAACCCAUGACGGGGACAGUCAGUGCCAGACCGAAGCAACUCGAGGGUCAGUUAUGGCCCCGACGGUCCUGGCUACUCUACACAACUACGCCUGGUCAUCAUGCUCCAAGGAACAGUUCCAUGACAAAUCCAAGCGCUGGUGGUGUUUGCACGAGCGAAGUACUGAUGAAGGCGUGGAGCUGGGUGGUGCCAAAGAACUAUCCAAUUACGUGUUCACCAUGGACGAACAAUGCCGGACAGAAUUCGGGGAAGGUUUCUCGGUGUGCAAGUCAGUGAAGGUCCGUGCGGCGUGCUCCCGGCUGUGGUGCGCACAUCGCGCCAUGCCUCACGUCUGCCGUUCUAAGCGAGCACCGCCUCUGGAGGGCACACCCUGCGGACACAACAAGUGGUGCGUAGACCGGAUAUGUGAACCGAUGCCAGGCCAUGUGAUCCAGACAGAAGCUGAUAGGAAGAACACUGAAGUGGAUAACACCCUGGACAGGGAAGAGAGGCCGGAGUGGAGCGAGUGGGGGGCAUGGAGCAAGUGCAGUGCGGACUGCGGGUAUGGGCUGCGCUCGCGUGUGCGCCGGUGCCGGUAUAAAGGCAUGAUAUCGGAGAGCGCGUGUGAGGGCGCGGGCUCGCAGGUGCGCACGUGCUGGGCGGGCGCCGCGUGCGCCGCGACGCGGGACCCGCGCGCCGACCUCUGUCUGCGGCAACACAACCGGUUCAUACCCUACGUGCAUCCCAACCAAACCCAAGAGUGUGAAAUCUGGUGCGUUGACUAUGGUGGAGGAGGACCCUCUAAUUUUGGAUCACUGCCUGAUGGCACGUCAUGUAGCUACAAUAGACCUUACGAUGUCUGUUUUCAGGGAACCUGCGUGAAGGGACAGUGCAACUCAUCAGACACCAUUUGCAACUGGUGUCCCGACGGCUACUGCAACAACAACACUCAUAUUUACACAAGAACACUGGGAACAGGUUGGAGUCGCAUGACGAUGAUCCCACACGAUGCUCACCAGCUGUCAGUACACAUCGCCACCCCCGUACCACUAAACAUCGCCUUACGGGAACGACGAAAAGACAAACAAGUGCUAGAAUUGCGGAGACACUCCAAACCUUACGAUAUCAAGCAAGACAAGUACCUGAAGUACGACCCCAAUGUACCUCAAAACCUCCAGAUUAUAGAAGUGGAUAGUAAUGUUAUAGAUAUUAAGGAAGGCUCGGGGUCCGAGGGCUCGGUGGUCGCCGCAGGGACCCUGCUGCGGUGGACACAGACCGACACAGAUGUCUUCAUUUCAUCUGAGUCCCGCCUGCAGACCGACUUAAUGAUAUUGGCAAUAGCUGAGCAUCCAGCGAUGUCAGGCAAGUCAGUCUCAGUAGAAGUGUCAGUCAACUACAGCACCCCAGCCAGCCGCACCAGGCCGAUGGAAAUCAGAUGGUCGACAGAGCGCGGGCCGUGUUCGUCGUCGUGCGGCGGCGGGUUCCGCGUGGUGCGCCCGCGCUGUCUGCGCGACCACAAGUGCGCGCCAGUCAUGUUCGAAGCCUGCAAUGUACACAGCUGUGAGUUCGCGUGGGCGGGCGGCGAGUGGGAGGAGUGCAGCGCGACGUGCGGCGCCGACGGCCUGCAACAAAGGCAGCUGUACUGCGUGCCUGUUAACGCUAGCACUUCUUCAAGAAGAGAACUAAUAAAGAACAGCGUGUCCCCAUCGCUGUGUCCCUCACAGAAACCUGAAACGCAACAAGCUUGCAACCGACUGCCCUGCCCAGUGUACUGGCGAGAGAUGCCCUGGACCGAGUGUUCAACAACAUGUGGUCGCGGAGUAUCUCGCCGGCCGCUAGUGUGUCCCUCCCCCGAGCCGCACCUCUGCGGGCCGAAGCCGCGCGAGCGUCACAGGCGCUGCCGCGUGCGCGCGUGCCCCCGCCGGGCCCCCCCCUCCCCCGCCGCCUGCCCGCCGCGCGACGCCACGCAGUACUGCGAGCUGUUCGACUCCGAGCAGCUGCGGCGACACUGCCAGGUCACCCCCUUCAGGAACUACUGCUGCACCGCCUGCAGGGACCUCGACAGAUACACCAGGGAACACGGGUAGACUUCAACUAUACGCUCGGGACUAUAUCAAAUUUAGAUACGUGAUCUGGAGGACGUGGAGGGGAGGAGAUGAGACGCUCGACUACGCAGUACUGCAGGGAUAUUUUGGGCCUCAAGGCCCACGGACAUACUCUACUUAUAAGCCGAGCUCUAACUGACACGCGACUAAAUUCUUCAAGCCACUGGCAGUUGUAACACUGUGCACCUUCCAAACAACUGUGAGGUACACCACAACAUACAUGGCUUGCAUAAUGCUCAUAGACUUUAAGCCAUUCUAAAAUGUAUAACUGUCGCUACUGUAUCUACUGUAAAGUGACAGCUACAGCAUGAGGCUUAACGACAUUUUAUUGUAGCUUAGUAGAGUAUCUCUAGGUCCCUACAGCACCACAUCGAAGGUUCCCCGUUCGUUGUAAUACGUUCCAAAUGAGAUUCCGUGUCAGUAUAACCAGUAUUUUAUACGUUGUUUUUCAUAUUUAUAAUAAUUUAGCAGUAAUUAAUUUUAAGUGAUAAUAAUAAUGCGCAACGAAGUGCCAUAAUGUAUUGUACACUACUCAACGUAAUAAAUGUGCUAUUCUU
Trichoplusia ni (cabbage looper) is the source of this 3674-nucleotide messenger RNA. RefSeq names its product A disintegrin and metalloproteinase with thrombospondin motifs 3-like (gene Adamts-1). Bases 16 to 3099 code for a protein of 1027 amino acids. Gene Ontology annotation, cellular component: extracellular matrix. The record is from RefSeq and is a predicted model, not a curated record. The transcript is spliced from 17 exons. Gene Ontology annotation, biological process: proteolysis; extracellular matrix organization. Gene Ontology annotation, molecular function: metalloendopeptidase activity. Lineage: Eukaryota; Metazoa; Arthropoda; Insecta; Lepidoptera; Noctuidae.